CCUGUCCUAAACUAUUCAUUUGGUUUGCCUUGAAAUGAAAUCACAAAGUAAAGUUUGUUUUGAAACAGUCAUAACCUCCUUUUCCAGCUGCUCCGGUAACACACGAAAGACUCCACCGCUCUAACCUUCGUCGUUGCCGCUCCUUUCUCAAACACACCCACGCAGCAAGGAAUUAUGUCACCUAUGAGAUUAACAAGGUCAAAUGACUUAUGCAUUUUCUCUAUUGGGAAAGAUUCUUAAGAUGGGUUAUCAGCCGAAUAUCGUAACCUUGACAACCCUUAUAAAAGGCCUUUGUCUUAAAAAUGACAUUCAGAAAGCAUUGUACUUUCAUGAUGAUCUUAUCGCUAAGGGAUUUCAGCUCAACCAGGUUAGUUACGGGACAUUGAUCAAUGGCUUGUGUAAAAUGGGACAUACAACACCUGCCCUCCAACUGUUGAGACGGCUCGAAAAAGGAUCAGUCAAGCCUGGUUUGGUAAUUUACAGUACAAUCAUUGAUAGCAUGUGCAAAAAUAAGCUUGUAGAUGAUGCUUGUGAAUUAUUUUCUGAAAUGGUUAACAAGGGAAUUUUUCCAGACGUUGUCACUUAUAGUGCUCUAAUCUAUGGUUUUUGUAUUGUGAAUAAAUUAAAAGAAGCAAUUGUUUUGUUGAACGAAAUGGUAUCGAAAAACAUCAACCCAAAUGUUUAUACCUUUAGUAUAUUGAUCGAUGCGUUUUGUAAGGAGGGAAAGAUGAAAGAAGCUAAAAGUGUGUUAGCUAUGAUGAUGAAACAAGGCAUGAAACCUGAUGUAGUUACUUAUAAUACUUUAAUGGAUGGGUUCUGCCUUCGUAAUGAAGUGAGCAAGGCCAAAUAUAUAUUCAACACUAUGGUCCAAAGAGGAAUGAUGCCCGAUGUUAAGAGCUACAGUAUUAUGAUCAAUGGGUUCUGUAAGAGUAAAAUGUUGGAUGAAGCCAUCAAUCUCUUUGAAGAAAUGCAUUUCAAAAAUAUCUUUCCCGAUACGGUAACUUACAGCACUCUUAUUGAUGGUUUGUGCAAAUCAGGGAGAAUUUCGUAUGCUUGGGAGCUUGUAGAUGAGAUGUGUGACAGAGGCCAACCGCCCAAUGUAAUCACCUACAAUUCCUUCUUGCACACUUUGUGCAAAAAUCAUGAACUUGACAAGGCAAUUGCAUUAGUCAAGAAAAUUAUCGACCAAGGUAUCAUGCCAAAUUUGUACACGUACAGUACCCUAAUUGAUGGACUUUGCAAAGGUGGGAGGCUUAAUGAUGCACUAAAGGUUUUUCAUGAUCUUUUGGCUAAAGAAUACAAUAUUAAUGUUGUAACGUACACAACUAUGAUUUGUGGACUUUGUAAUGAGGGCUUGUUUGAAGAAGCAUUUGUUUUGCUGUCAAAAAUGGAAGAUAAGGGCUGCUUUCCUAAUGCCUUCACUUUUGAAAUAAUGAUUUCUACUCUCUUUGAAAGUGGUGAGAAUGAUAAAGCAGAGAAACUUCUUCGUCAAAUGAUUGCUAGAGGUCUGCUAUAAGAGUAAAUACAUGUAUGUCUUUUUCUAGUUAUCCAAUGUUAUUUUGAAUUUUAAUUAUAAUCAUCGUGAAAUGAUUUCUUAUCAGUUAUUUGUUUGCUGUUAUUAAUUUACUGUGGUAAAUAGUGAUAGUUGCAUUUUAUGUUUUCUAUUAGUACACCCGAUUGUGUAUCGGUAAUUGUUCAAUGCCCUAUAUAUGUAGAAUCUCGAUUUCCCUUCUUUUCUUUGUUUUUCAUUGAAAACUGAUUGUAUUACAGGUAUUAAAUUCUUAUAUGAUGAUCCAAGGAGUUGAGUUUUGUAAUGGUCUUGUUGCUACUGAUUUUUUUGGUUAUCUAAUGUUUAUAAUUAAUCAGGGCUUAAGUGGUAGUUUAUUAGGAUAGUCGUCCAAUCUGUGUAAGCACGAGCCUUUUCUUUCCUCCGCUUCCUUUAUCAUUAUGCCGUUUUCCCAUUUUUAGUAAUAAAAGAACCAGCAGUAAGACCAAACUUAGAGUGAGCAGCAUAAUAUGAGAGAACUCUCUAAUGAUGGACAGAAUACAAAUAAUCGAGAAAAAAAAACUGAAUAACGGCAUGCUAAUCACAUAUAAAUACAAUGUCUGCCUUAUCCUUCCUCUCUCAUAUAAGAACACAAAAAUAAUUUUCUUUUGAAUUGCCAGAUAUACAUAUACUUUUGAAUAAUUUUCUUAUGAAGUUGGUCUCUGCCAUUAUAUAGACUAUUAUUCUUUGUGCUAUGCUAAUUCAACAAGAAAAUAUAUUUGUUAUUCAACUUGGUUGACGAUGGUGCUUUACUUCAUAUAUGGUUUUGGCUACAAUAUACUUGACAAUUAUGCAGUCGAAGAUGUGUUAAAUUUUUCGUCUCUGUUACUGUCAAUAUUUUUUUAAGUCUCAAAUAACAAGUCACAUAGAGUGGAACAUAACCAUGAGCAUUUUUUCCCUUCUUCCACUAUUGUUAGCUAGGAAGUUAAAUCAUGGAAACUACAGCUGAGUUUUAUAGUUGUACUACUACUAUAUGUACCAUUAAAUUGGAUUAACUCAUUAUUGUCUAAUUUGUGAUUCAUGAAUUCCAACUUGAUAUUAUAUGUAUUUUACCUUGGUUCUGAAGGGUUCUGCUGCUAAUUGGGAACAUGGACCUUGUAACAUUGUGUUACUAUUAAUACUGUAACAUUGAAGUCUUGACUAAUAGACUUGGCUGCUUCUUUCUUACAGUUGCAUAUAUUUCUUUCUUUUGACUAUAAUGUUCUUUCUUGCAUAGGUUUUGAUCUAAGAGUUCAAUGUAAGUAGAACCCUUCGAUUUGCGGAUGCCUAAAAAAAAGUGUUUUUACCAUUAAUAUUUUUUGGUUAUCUUGUUAAAUAAUUGGUUUAUGACUUUAGAACAUUGUAAAUGCAGUGGUUUUCUUAUGGAAACAAAAGUUCUUCCCAACUCAUGUCUCUCUAUCACAACUUAUUUCCACUUACAAAAAAUUGAUGAUAAACUACUUGAAAGACGACGUCGUUGAGUUCGUGCGUGGCUUUCUUCUCGCUGCGAACAAGAAGAAGAAAAUGUCAUCACUGUUUAUGAGAUUAACAAGGUUUCCUGUUCAUGUGAUGGCUUAAACAACCACCAAAGAAUCCACAUUCAAUUCCACAUGCGAAAAAUUAAAACUUCUAGCAUAAAUGAGUCCUUCAAAAAUUCUCCAAAACUCUGCUAAAUACGCACUACCAAAGCCGACAAGUUUAUAAAAUCCACCCAAGCAUUAACCAUCACUCCCUCUAAUAAUUCCAUCACAUCCAAUCGAGUCAUCUUCACUACGAGCCCCAUCCGUAUUCAAUCUAACCAAAUUCUCUAUAUUUGUAUGGGAUUUGUAUUUUUCGCACUCCCUGCAAUGUCUCAGUCACCCCCUGAAAUGACUAAACUAUCCUUCUCGCUUUGUAGGAUGCGAGCACGUCGAUCGCGUUGCAGAAAGCGAGGGGUUAUAUGUAGGUGACCUUUGAAUUCACCCACCCCCCAGACAUUUAACAUGUUCUCUAUCUAAGAUGCGAACACAUCUUAUUUUAAAAGCAUCGCCGUCUAGGAUGUGAACACGUCUUAAUUAUAAGACGUCUUCAUCUUCUUCUUUCCCAUUUCAACAAUUUCUAAAAAACUAGGAGGAGUAUUGGCCUACUGGUAAACUGGUAAAAUUGAAGGUUUAUUGGCCGUUUGUGGUUGAAAACAACAAAAGGAAGUUAUGUUUUAAAACACAAUACUCACAAACCCAUUGCCCAAACCCUCAAUUCUCCCAAAACCUUAGUUCGUCGAAAUUGAAGGUUUCUUUGUCGUUUAGGGUCGCAAUAAUCAAAGGAGCAAAGAGUACUAUAAGAUAUGGGAAAUACAUCCAAAGAUGCUGAUAGAGGGAACGUGCCACCAAGGCUAGUGCAUCUGCCAGGAAGGAAAAGGCGGCUCAGAAUCCUCCGAAGAAGCGGUCACGGAAAGCUCCAGCUAUGUCAGAUGCUGCUGAGACUGUUCACCCUUAGCAUGAGGCUACGAAUGUGCAGAUUCAGGGUGAUGGUGUAGUGCGUGAGAUGGAGGAGGAGGAGGAGGAGGAGGAGGAGGAGAUGGUGCAGGAAGGUGAUGAAAGUUCAGUAAUGAAGGUUCGACGCCCGACUUGAGUAAAUCCUUAUGAAGGACAGCCUGUGCCUAAGGAGUUUCCUGGGGGCCGUUGGAUACGUCAGUAUUGUAUGAUUAUGGAGCGCCGCAUAUUGCGAGAUGCAUUUAUGACAACAAAGACCGUGACAUGAUUACGCCGGUCAGCAACGAGACAAAGAUGAAUUCGAUUGUUUAUUUUGUUAAUGACUUCAAAUGGGUGGCACGCAACCAUGGACACCAUAGGAAUGUAUGGCUGAAACUAACUGGAUACUCGUUUCUUGAUCCCGCAUUGUUGUCUACUUUUGUGGAGCGAUGGCACGGGGAGACCAGUAGCUUCCAUAUGCCGAGCAGAGAGAUGACAAUCACGCUAGAUGACGUGUGUUGUCUUGUGCAUCUACCCAUUAAGGGACGUCUGCUAGACCAUAAAGGUAUCCCGACCAAAACUGAGGGUGUUGAGUUAAUGAUUAAGCAUAUGGGAUCAACUCGGGAGGAAGCUGAGCACGAGGUUAAAACAACCAAGGGUGCACAUCCAAGGUUCGUAUAUUUGAAGGAACUCAUCAAAAAACACACGUAAGUAGUCAACAAAAUUGAGGUGGAUGGUGAUAAGGACACUUUUGAGAGGUAUAAGGGAUAUAUUACGAGGGCGUACCUCUUAUUGUUGGUUGGAACCACUAUCUUCUCUAACAAGGCAAAGAACAACGUGGACCUGACAUACUUAAAGUAUUUCAUAGAUCUGGAUCAGGUUCACACAUAUGCGUGGGGCACUGCUGCACUGACAUUCCUUUACCGGGAGUUGACAAACGUCACUGUUCCGUCCUGCAAAUAUGUGGCUGGAUACAUGACGCUGCUACAGGCUUGGAUCUACGACUACUUUUUGGACAACGGAGGGUCUUUGGAUACGCAAUACGAACAACAAUACCACCGAGAUGUUUGCCCCUUUGAGGAUAUAACUUUGUACUCCGGUUGCAUCAGUUGUGGGCCGAUCAAAGUAAGGUAUCUACCAGAGCGGGUGUUACGGUAGUGUGGCUACGUGUAGACCAUUCCCCGUCAUCCAGAUUCCGCUGCGAAUAUAUUGGACACAGUAGAUCGUAUUGAUCAGCAUUGGCUCAAUUACACGGAUCGCGUUCUGACUUUUGAUAUGCUUGGCAGCCGUGCUACUAUUUUGUCAGACACUGCCCCCGGAUACAUGUCGUGGUAUUUCAGGAUAUCACAUCCUUACAUCGUCUAUAUCCCGAUGAGUCUGAUGCAACAACCUAUGCCUGUUGAGUCUGAUGCUGCUAUGCUUGGUAGAUUGGCCAGCAUCCGGGAAAUACUCAACGGUGUUAUGCACAUCGAUGAAGUUCCAAACAGCUCUCGUGUUUACAAUGAACUCCAGUCUGCAUACACUUUGACAUUUGUACUGAAUCAGGGUGAACCCGGUUCUAGUAGUCAGCAUUAGGAAAGAUUAUUUUUAACUCUGGUUGUUUUAUUUUGUAUCUAUUUGAUGCUUUGGAAUUGUUUGGAUAUUAAUUAGUUUAACGUUGUUCGCGAUAUUACUGCAAAUGCACAUGUAUAUCUUGUAGUUAUAAAAGAUUAUUGAUCCCACA
This is a messenger RNA of Trifolium pratense (red clover), 5698 nucleotides long. RefSeq names its product pentatricopeptide repeat-containing protein At1g62590-like. Gene Ontology annotation, molecular function: protein binding. Bases 203 to 1516 code for a protein of 437 amino acids. The record is from RefSeq and is a predicted model, not a curated record. NCBI's taxonomy places the organism in Eukaryota, Viridiplantae, Streptophyta, Magnoliopsida, Fabales, Fabaceae. The transcript is spliced from 5 exons.